This is a messenger RNA of Orbicella faveolata, 2185 nucleotides long. RefSeq lists its product as uncharacterized. Lineage: Eukaryota; Metazoa; Cnidaria; Anthozoa; Scleractinia; Merulinidae. The record is from RefSeq and is a predicted model, not a curated record.
AAUUUAUUUUCCUGGAGAAUAUGACUAGCACAGGUGAUCCGUAGCUUUUUGUCAUCGCUCUUUCUGCUCUUCUUGUAAAUGAAUUCACCGGUGGUUCUUUUUGGGAAGGAAAGGGCAUUGUGCUUGAUCUGUUUAGACUGAGUUACUAGAAGAUCAAAUUUCCUCCUGGGCGACUCCGUAAGUACGUUCAAGGUGACGUGGAAGUCAUCAGCCGUGACAAAGCGGCGAAGUAUUUUGCAAUUUAAAUUACUCUUCCGUUUCAAUUUUUGACAGGCAAAGUGAAGCAUCAUGUCACUGCGACAGCGGAGUUUUGUCAUUUCCCUUCGUCUGUGAUGCAAUUGGAGACGUUUACGUUAAAAUUUCGCUUUCUUGUCGAAUCGAAAAGACUUCGUAACUAUACGGCCAUCAUUUUGUUACACCGUGACCAACUAAUCAACCGCAACCUUACAGUGUGCGAUAAAUGUUGAGCUGUUAAACAUUUGAACUUGAAAUCAAGACGAGAGGCGAACGGAAAUUAGACUCACAAAGCUACUACUAUUCAUUGAACGAGUGAUUGCCUAGAAUUAAGCAGAUCUACAAGAGGAGUAUGCCACGGACGAAACUGUCUGCAUAGAGGACUUCAUUUCUCAGGGAAAUUUUGACUUAUUGAGCAUGAAUCACCCGUUUGGAGAUGACAACGAAUAUCACCAUUUCCAUGAUGAAAUCUUCUCAACUCUUCAAGACGUGGAGACAUUUCUCUGCGAUCUCGCGCAGGAAUCACUUCAGAUAAGCCACGAAAAGAGGAGAGAUGAAUUGCUAGAAAAUGUGAUAGAACUAAGAAGAAAGCUCAAAGAGCAUAAAAACUCUAUGAAGGCUACAAAUGGCAUCAGAUCGCCGAGACCGAAGAGGAAAAGCUAUCCUUUCGCGGCGGUACAGGACAGUAUGCAUACUUAUGCAGCGCAUUUACAAAAAGUAAAUGUUGACGGAAAACCAAAGCCUCCCGGAUCACCCGAAGUCAGGCGAGUGGAGAAACCUCAAAUGCGUCCGCGUUCCGUGUCGUGUCCCGAAAUACGCUUUACUUUGAGUCACGCGUGGAGAACGUCACUUCCCAAGGUCCCAGAAAACGAGGAGCUGAAAGUGGAGGGCGAUGAAGGAUCCUAAUGCGAAAGGAAAGGACGGGAAAGUUGCGUUGUGUUAAUGUUGACAUAUAGGUUACGUUUUAUGCACAUUCUAGCGUUCAGCGUUAACUCGAGAGGAGUGAUAAUAGGUUUGUUUAAGCUGGAAUAGAAAUUUUCUUCAAAAAGAAUUUGACGUUAAAGAGAGGCGAUACGGCAGAUGGAAAUACUACAGUGUGCUUUGAUGGCCUCUUUUUACCUGUCACUAAUGAAGAAUCUAACUGAAACACAAACGAAAUCAAGUCCAUCUCUCGUGCGCUUGACGGUCCUUUUGGUCACGGAAUUAAAGUGAAGACUCAGUGAUCGUGAGCGGAAGUUACCUCUCAUCUUGUUCGCUCCCCCCCCCGCUCCCCCGCCCUCCCUCUCUAUCUCUCAUCGUUCAGGAUCCGUUUUUUCACGUUCAGUUCCAGUCGAGAUGGUUACGGAUAAGCAAUUAUCAGAGCACUGAAACAAGAGAGACCGUGGAAAUUUAGUAACACAAAGAUGUACAAAUGGAGACGUUGCGUGACAAGGGAUCAACAUUUGUACGCGAACAUGUCAAUGAUGUUACGCAGAAGUGUCACGCAACACGUACGACAACAAAUGUCACUGGCUAAUAUAUAGAAGAUGACAACUAAUAAUAAGGCAUCUAAUUAAGUUAUUUGAUUUAAUCGAGUUUUUAUUAUUAUUUUAGACUUCAAAUGACAUGUGCUUUUAUUUUUUAUUGUAUUAUUUUCAAUCUGCUGGUUGUAAGGCAACGGCCGUCAAAAAAAUCUCCAGAAAUCUCAAAGUUAUUGUAAUUAUUUAAAACGACUCUUAAAGAUUGGUGUUUGCCCAGAAAUUUUCAUAUCAAAAAAAGACAAAGUAAAAGACGAUCAAAAUGACGGCUUGUCUUACUCGUCAAAGUUGUUAGGCUAUGAUCAAUAAUCCAAGAAAAUGAAACAGAUUCUACAUUAUUAAUGCGCAACUGAAAUGUUUUAAGGGAUGAAAAUGAAAAACAAAGGAGGAUUUCAUCCUCUAGCAACUGAAAGGAAUAAAAUCUGAGAAUAAAA